Molecule: messenger RNA, 1618 nt
Organism: Marmota monax (woodchuck)
Lineage: Eukaryota; Metazoa; Chordata; Mammalia; Rodentia; Sciuridae
Gene: Glt8d1
Product: glycosyltransferase 8 domain containing 1
Exons: 10
Coding region: 143-1258 (371 amino acids)
Cellular component (GO): Golgi apparatus
Molecular function (GO): glycosyltransferase activity
Source: RefSeq, a predicted model, not a curated record
UAAGCCUAGCCUAGAGCGGCUGAGGGGCACGACUGGUCGGACCGUCUUAAAGCGGCCUGGCGGGAACCCUGGAGCUUCACACCACCUCUCCGUCACUCCUAACCGGCUAAUAACUAGUAUUUAUAUAAGACAGAAGAAAAAGAUGUCAUUCCGUAAAGUAAACAUCGUCAUUUUGGUCCUGGCUGUUGUUCUCUUCUUACUGGUUUUGCACCAUAACUUCCUUGGACUGAGCAGUUUACUAAGGAAUGAGGUUUCAGAUUCAGGAAUUCUGGGGCUUCAGCCCAUAGAUUUUGUUCCAAAUGCUCCCCGACAAGCAGUUGAGAGGAGACAAGAGGAGAUUCCUGUGGUCAUUGCAGCAUCUGAAGACAGGCUCGGGGGAGCCAUUGCAGCUAUGAACAGUAUUCAGCACAAUACUCGCUCCAGUGUGAUUUUCUACAUUGUUACCCUCAAUGAUACAGCAGACCAUCUCCGGUCCUGGCUGAAAAGUGGUUCCCUGAAAAACAUCAGGUACAAAAUUGUGAAUUUUGACACUAAACUUUUGGAAGGGAAAGUAAAGGAGGAUCCUGACCAGGGGGAGUCCAUGAAACCACUAACCUUUGCAAGGUUCUACUUGCCAAUUUUCAUUCCCAGUGCAAAGAAGGCCAUUUACAUGGAUGAUGAUGUAAUUGUGCAAGGUGAUAUUCUUGCCCUGUACAAUACACCACUGAAACCAGGACAUGCAGCUGCAUUCUCAGAAGAUUGUGAUUCAACCUCUACUAAAGUUGUCAUCCGUGGAGCAGGGAACCAAUACAAUUACAUUGGCUAUCUUGACUAUAAAAAGGAAAGAAUCCGUAAACUUUCCAUGAAAGCCAGUACCUGCUCAUUUAAUCCCGGAGUUUUCGUUGCAAACCUGACAGAAUGGAAACGACAGAAUAUAACCAACCAGUUGGAAAAAUGGAUGAAACUCAAUGUUGAAGAGGGAUUGUACAGCAGAACACUGGCUGGCAGCAUCACAACACCACCUUUGCUUAUUGUAUUCUACCAGCAGCAUUCCACCAUUGAUCCUAUGUGGAAUGUCCGUCAUCUUGGUUCCAGUGCUGGAAAACGGUAUUCACCUCAGUUUGUAAAGGCUGCCAAGUUACUCCAUUGGAAUGGACACUUUAAACCAUGGGGAAGAACUGCUUCAUAUACUGAUAUUUGGGAAAAAUGGUAUAUUCCAGAUCCAACAGGCAAAUUCAGCCUAAUCCGAAGACAUAUGGAGAUCGCAAACAUAAAGUAAACUAGAAUUUAAAACUAUAAGCAUUUCUCAGGAAAUCCUUGAAAGUAACAGUGUGGGAAGUAACAGUUGGUAGGCCUCAAUUCCUAUUUGUUGCAACCCAUGGAAAAAGAUAUGUUUCAGCUGAGUAAAGAUGACAAAUUGCCCUGUCUGGCAGUCAGCUUCCCAGAUAGACUAAAAAUAUGUCUCCAUCUGUCUUACCAACUGUUUGCUUACUACAGUGCUGACUGGCCAGAAGAAAGAACUGAUAAGACUGAUAUAACCAGUUCAGCUAGCUGGUAUGGCUAGCUCAAAACUGCUGCUUGGUUUUAAUUUUGUAAACCUGUGGCCCAAUCUGUAAAUAAACCUACAUUUUUCAGUAGA